AUUUUAGUUUACGUGCAGUCUGCAUUAAUCUGUACAAUUGACCUAAUCGAGCCUCAUCACUUUCACCCCGAUUUUGUUUGUUUUGUUUUUCUCCCGUUAUUUUUAAAUAAUUUGUUAAAUUGUGUACAUACGUUUUUGUAUUACUAUUCCCUCCCCCCCUCCCCAAUAAAUUCUCCAGAAUGGAACUCAAUUCUCUUCUAAUUCUUCUUGAAGCAGCAGAGUAUUUGGAAAGAAGAGACAGAGAAGCUGAACACGGUUACGCGACUGUUUUACGAUACGACAGCGACCUUUGCAGAAAGAAAACAUCUUCGCCAAUUUUAAGGAAAUCUCACAAUAACAGGUCGUCACACAAUGAGCUGGAAAAACACAGACGUGCCAAACUGCGACUGUACCUGGAGGAGUUGAAACAGCUUGUGCCUUUGGGUCCUGAUAGCAACCGUCACACCACACUGAGCCUGCUCAAACGUGCCAAAAUGCACAUCAAGAAGCUUGAGGAACAGGACAGGAAGGCUGUAAAUGUGAAAGAACAGCUGCAGAGAGAACAUCGCUACCUCAAACGGCGCCUGGAGCAGCUUUCUGUACAGGGCUUAGAACGCAUUCGCACUGACAGCAUGGGCUCCACUAUCUCCACUGACUCUGAGCAAGAUGUGGACGUUGACAUAGAGGGGAUGGAGUUCACACCAGGCGAGGGUGAUAGCGUGGACAGUGUUAGCGAUGGUGAGGACCACUUCAGCCUGCAGAGCAGCUCCAGCGACGGAGGUCUCCAUUUACAUUCCCAGAGACUACAGGCUCACAUCUGCUAGGUUGUGCCAGACCACAACUUCCGACAUGCCCAUCAGCCCUCAGCUGGCAGGAAGCACCUGGCUGAGCCUCCUCAUGUGAUUUCCACUCAUCAGAAAACUCUUUCCUCUCCCAACCCUUUAAAUCAGCCCUACAAGAAGACACAGACUAGCAGUCUGUGGUUUUGGUGGGAACAUAUGUAGUGUGGUAAUGCAGUUUUGACUUGUCUGUUCAGUUGUGUAUUUAUGUACUAUAAAACUGAGAAACAGAGGCUCUGUUCCAAAACCUAAGAAGCUGCCUUGAUGUCUGCUGGACAGUUUACAUGGGCAGCUAUGUAGUGAGGCAGCAACCUAAAUGAAAUGGAACAUUUUAGGUGACUGAAUUGAAACACUCUUUCUAGGCAGAAACCGUUAACGCUCACGACACACAAAAAGCAGUUUUCAUGUGAAGUGUAGAUGUCAUAGGUGUCUUUUAACACUUUUUGCCAUUGCUGAUUUUGUCCCCACCGCUUCAUGAAAUAGCUUGCGUCAGGUAUGUAUCUAAUAAUCUAAUCUAAGUCUUCACUGGAGUUUAUAGUUUUUAGUGUUUUGCUGUGUUUGCAUCGAUUGUCCAAAGUAGCAAAAUGUUCAAUGCUUGGCAAUGUUCUCUUUUGCACACUCGCACUCUUCUUCUCUGUCGCUCAUCUGCUGCCCGCUCUCCGAUCCAGAUAAAUAACAAAACCAAAUACAAACCACAACAACGACAAAAAACAUAUUAUGGGAUUCAAUUAAACGCUGAACCCCUUGAAUCCAAAACCUAAAGCUUAGACCAACAAGUCAUGGCUUCACAUCAGGAGUGAGCGAAUGAUGCCUACAGAUGCUGUCUUGGCAGGCAACUCACUAGGUGUUGGAAUAGAGCUUGCAUGUUAGUUAAAAUAAUAGAGAGAGAAAUGAUGCGUGUACUUUUGUAUGAAUUUGAGGGGGGAAAAAUUCAUUUACAGUAUUUUGCAUAAUGGGUUUGAACAAGAUCUGUCUGUUGUGCACAUCCCACAUACUCAUAUAUUUUUCUUCUUUCAGUAGUAAAUGAUGUAGCAUAAACAUGGAAAGCUGUGGCUUUCUCAUGCAUUGAUAAUUUUGGACCAAGGCUUGGAAGAUGAGUAGGCCAAUUCAUUAAUCUCCUCUCACCUGCUCCUUCUGAACUAAAAAAUACAACAUACUUUUAACUAUACAGCACAUUUAUCACAUUCAUUUGCUUAGCUUGUAUCUGUGUGAGGCCAGCACUCAAACUGACAUGUCAAAACUGUACGUGUAAAGGUGUAUGGGUGGAAAAAGCUCUUUGUUGAGGUGUUGGUACCAUCCUAGAAUUACAUUCAUUUCUACAGUGUAUUGUUCCCUUCUUUAUGUUCAAUGUAGAUGACAUCACCAUCAUUCUUUAAGGUCUAAUGCAGUAUAUUUGCAAUACAGUGUGCAAUAUUUAGUAUAAAAAAGAGGGUUCUUAGAGUUGGGUACUCCAACAUCCACAGACAGACCCAGUCUGCACAGCAGGUUUGACCAAAAAAGUGAGAGAGAAAAAAAGACUGAAUUGUAGUAUAUUUUCUAAAGUAACAUUUGUAUUUUAUUUUCCUAAAUGUUCCUUAGUUGAAAGACAAAAAAAAGAAGAGUAUAUGAAAAUUAUAAAAAGUAAGGCCAGGCUUGGUUCUUACGACAAUUUGGGCUUUUGUCCCUUAGAUUUCCCACUGUCAUGCCGUGCCUUGGUGACUUGCCAUGUCCAUGUUCCUCUCGUUUCCUUGACACAUCGCUCCAACCCUGCUCAAAUAAACUGCCAGUCUCCAUCCUCAGGCCUUAGAAUAGACUCUUCCUCAUGCUUUUGGCAAAAAGUAAUGAGGAAUAGGCGUGUUGUAACUAUCAGUUAGUCACCUUUGACUACAAUUAAAAGCUCUUGUCUCUUCAUUCUCUGAAAACCUGCUUUCCUUUCUGUGUGCCAGGCAACAUCAGCUUCUCCUUUAAAAACAUCAUCUAAUCAACUCUGACCUUACGCCUGAAAUGUGUUUUGUAAUUCAGAAAGCGAAGUGAAGACUUUAGGAGAAGAGCAUCGAAAUCAAUAAUUAAUGGCAGCUCAAGACCCCCAAUGGUAGUUCCUGUUCUAGUGUUAAAUCAUAGUAUGGAUUCCUAUGCCAGUAGGAGCAAAAAUGCAGCAAUUUGAAUAUGAUUUUUGUUGUUUGUUUUUCAAAGGGGUGGAUGUAAAGCAGCCCUGUUUCAAAACUAUGGGGCAUUUGUAACCAACAUUUUUGUGAAAGUGAAUAUAACAUUGAUUUUACCUCUCCACUUCAAUAUUGAAAGGAGGGAGCAAAUAUGUUUUUUUCAUGUCUUUUUCUUUUACUUUAAUGAAAGCUACAUUGUUCAGGAAGAGUUUACAUUUAUGUCAUGGGUAUGCCUGACUGUUCGUAGCAAAACAUAUUAUUCAGUGUGUUCCAUUAUAUUGAACAAGUGGCUUGCAAAUUAAUACCAACAAAAAAACCUCUUGCACAGAACCUCCCAUUGACAUGGUUUAGUUGGAAGUUUAGAGAAUUGGACUUGUGGGUUACGUAUGAGAUUUUAUGAAAUCUCUGAGAUUUUAGCUUUCAAAUUACAUGCUACAUAAUUUUGCAUGUGAAGUCGUGAAAUUUAGCUAAAGAUCAGUUAUGCAAUAGCAAUGUGAUGAAAAAAAUAUACUUUAUGACAGUGCUAUUCAGUUGCAGCAUGGUUUUGGAGGAAAGCUUUAAAACACUAAACUGAGUACGUCAACUGACUGGAACUAUAAUUAUGUGAAUCUUAGAUCCAUCUUCCAUCACUCCAAAGAGAGAGAGAAAGAGAGAGUUUUAUCCACUAGGAAAACACAAAUGAUGAUGUUGUUGGUCUAGAAAGAUGGAGCCUUCAACAAAAGCACAUGGGCUUCUGAAACAGAUCAGAUCAGAGUGACAAAUAAAAAAUGUAGCUAUAAAAAACAAAUCCUCUUACCCUUGGUAUACAUGUAAUGGCACUAAAAGAAAGAACUUCAAUAAAACGUUUCCUGCCGUAUAAGUGACAUUUUAUUUUUCUAAGUAACCCCUUCUCAUUUUAGGAGACAUCAGGUGUAAUUUCAGAUUUAUAUCUUUAUAUGAAUAGCCUAUAGAUUUGUAAGUCAUAUUUUCUGUGCACCAUGCUUAUUCCCCUGCUUUUAUUUGUUAAGUGUUAAUGCAGCAUUUUGUUGACAGGUCAGAGAUUUUGGCAUGGAUCACACAAUCCAUACAUGUUGUUAUGAGAGAAACUUGUUAAUGUUAGCGUUGAAAGGAGGAGCUUGUGACAUACUGUGCUUCACUGAAGGAGGGUUCUGUGCCUGUGAACAGAUUUCCUUUUAGAAAAUUAGUAAUAUGCAUUCAUAUAUAAUAUUAUAAAGGUCGCCCCCCCCACCCAACCCAUUUGUGUGUACACAAUUACAUGGUGCUGGCUAUGUUUUGAGCCCACACUUUGAGGUAUAAUGUAUUCUUGUAUUGUAAUACAAAUGAUUAAAAUGUUUUAUACACA
This is a messenger RNA of Myxocyprinus asiaticus (Chinese sucker), 4301 nucleotides long. RefSeq names its product MAX dimerization protein 4 (gene mxd4). Gene Ontology annotation, biological process: regulation of transcription by RNA polymerase II. Gene Ontology annotation, molecular function: DNA-binding transcription factor activity, RNA polymerase II-specific; RNA polymerase II cis-regulatory region sequence-specific DNA binding; protein dimerization activity. The transcript has 6 exons. Bases 180 to 803 code for a protein of 207 amino acids. The record is from RefSeq and is a predicted model, not a curated record. Lineage: Eukaryota; Metazoa; Chordata; Actinopteri; Cypriniformes; Catostomidae.